Messenger RNA from Ramularia collo-cygni, 1683 nucleotides. Its product is annotated as related to Nucleolar protein 58. The record is from RefSeq and is a predicted model, not a curated record. Bases 1 to 1683 code for a protein of 560 amino acids. Lineage: Eukaryota; Fungi; Ascomycota; Dothideomycetes; Mycosphaerellales; Mycosphaerellaceae. Gene Ontology annotation, cellular component: small-subunit processome; box C/D methylation guide snoRNP complex. Gene Ontology annotation, molecular function: snoRNA binding. The transcript has 2 exons.
AUGACGCUCUUUAUCCUUACAGAGACGAGCGCGGGCUAUGCGCUGCUCAAGGCCAAGGACAAGAAGCUGCUGAAGCGCGAUGAUUUGGCAAAGGAGGCCGAGACUGCCGAGGGCGUCUGCAGUCUGCUCAAGAUGAAGCAGUUCCACAAAUUCGAAAGCGCUGCAUCCGCGCUGGAGGAGGCGGCUGCACUGACAGAGGGCAAGGUCACUCCCACACUCGCCAACAUGCUCGCGGGGAUCAAGGACGAGAAGAAGGUCUCGCUCGCCGUCGCCGACCCGAAGUUGGGCAAUGCCAUCACCAAGCUCCCCGGCCUGCAGAUUCAACCCAUCUCCGACUCAACCACCGCCGACCUAUUCCGCGCCAUUAAGGAGCACUUGCCAUCGCUGAUUCCCGGUCUGAUGCCUGAAGACCUCAGCACCAUGUCACUCGGUCUAUCCCACAGUCUUUCGCGUCAUAAGCUCAAGUUCUCGCCCGACAAGGUCGACACGAUGAUCAUUCAGGCUAUUGCGCUGCUCGACGAUCUCGACAAGGAGCUCAACACAUAUGCUAUGCGAGUCAAGGAAUGGUAUGKCUGGCACUUUCCAGAAAUGGCCCGAAUUAUCAACGACAACCUCGCCUACUCGCGUGUAAUCCUGUCCAUGGGCAUGCGUACCAACGCCGGAAGUGCCGAUCUUUCCGACAUCCUUCCCGAGGAGAUUGAGGGUGCCGUCAAGGCCGCCGCAGAAGUCUCUAUGGGUACUGAAAUUACCGAGGAGGAUCUGGAGAACAUCCAAGCCCUCGCCGAGCAAGUUGCAGGCUUCACCGAAUACCGCGCUCAGCUGUCUUCCUACCUUUCCGCACGAAUGAUCGCUAUUGCGCCAAACCUCACGGCCCUGGUUGGUGACCUUGUCGGAGCCCGUCUUAUAGCUCACGCCGGAUCUUUGAUGAGCUUGGCCAAAUCUCCGGCAUCUACUGUCCAGAUUCUCGGUGCUGAGAAGGCACUUUUCCGCGCAUUGAAGACUAAGCAUGACACACCCAAGUACGGGCUCAUCUAUCACGCAUCGCUUAUUGGCCAAGCCUCUGGCAAAAACAAGGGCAAGAUAGCGCGUAUGCUGGCCACGAAGGCCACCCUUGGUAUCCGUGUCGACGCGUUGAGUGACUGGGCACAAGGCGGCAAAGGGGAAGAGGAAGAACCCACAGAGGAGGAGAAGGCGGCAGUCGGUAACUCGGGACGUCUCAUGGUUGAGCGAAGAUUACGCGCGUUGGAGGGCAAGUCUGUCAGCAAGUCGAACAACGUUGCCAUUGGACCUGGCGGCCAAACGMAGCCUGCCAAGUGGGAAAUCAAGGAGGCACGAAAGUACAAUCCAGAUGCCGAUGGUCUUGAGGCAGAUGCCAAGCCUGCGGCUGCUCUCACAAACGGCGACAGCAAGAAGCGAAAGCUUGUCGAGGAGGUUGAGAGCAAAGCUGGCGCCGACGAGGAGAGCGACGAUGACGAUAUUGACGACACCGUAAUGACCACAUCUUCGAAGAAAGACAAGAAGGAGACCAAGAAGGAGAAGGCACUACGAAAAGCCGCCAAGGCCGCAAAGAAGGCAGAGAAGGAGGCCAAGAAGGCAGCCAAGGAAAGCAAAAAGAGGAAGGGCUCAGAUGCCGACGCUGCGGAGGCUCCCAAGAAGAGCAAGAAGCAGAAGAGCAAGGCGUAG